Messenger RNA from Parasteatoda tepidariorum (common house spider), 4098 nucleotides. It is a transcript of the gene Gpdh1, whose product is annotated as Glycerol-3-phosphate dehydrogenase 1. Lineage: Eukaryota; Metazoa; Arthropoda; Arachnida; Araneae; Theridiidae. Gene Ontology annotation, biological process: carbohydrate metabolic process; glycerol-3-phosphate catabolic process. Gene Ontology annotation, molecular function: protein homodimerization activity; glycerol-3-phosphate dehydrogenase [NAD(P)+] activity; NAD binding. The record is from RefSeq and is a predicted model, not a curated record. Gene Ontology annotation, cellular component: cytosol.
GACAAGGUCGAAGGUUGUUUGUUUAUCGCUUGAUAACUUUACUUCAGAUUGUGAUGCUCGAUUAUUAGUGAUAAAUUCACAUGAGAAUUUUCCUCUUCUCCUGAUUAUUAUUAAUUUUUUGUUGUUAUAACAAUUUUACUUUCAUCAUGAAAAAAGUAACAAUCAUCGGUUCCGGCAAUUGGGGCACCGCAAUUGCAAGAAUCGUUGCAGAGAAUGUGAAAAACUUUGCUGAGUUUGACAACACAGUAAAUAUGUACGUUUUUGAAGAAAUGGUAGAUGGUAGAAAACUUAGUGAAAUCAUCAACACAGAACAUGAAAAUAUUAAAUACUUACCUGGGUACAAGAUUCCUGAUAAUGUUGUUGCUAUUCCUGAUCCUUUAGAAGCAGCAAAAGAUGCUGAUAUUUUAGUCUGGGUUUUGCCCCACAAAUUUGUCAGAGGAGCAGCGACACCUUUAGUUGGCAAAAUUAAACCAACGGCUGUAGCUCUGUCAUUAAUAAAGGGAUUUGACAUCAUUCCUGGUGGUGGGAUUGCCUUAAUUUCGGAUGUUUUGCAUGAAAUGCUGAAAAUUGAUGUGAGUGUCAUGAUGGGUGCUAAUUUAGCUGGAGAAGUUGCAUCUGGACAGUUCUGUGAAUCAACCAUUGGCUCUAAAGACCCAAACACCGGAGAAAUGUUAAAAAGAAUAAUGCAGACUGAUUAUUUUAGAAUAGCUGUUGUUGAUGAUAUUAAAACCAUUGAAGUUUGUGGGGCUCUUAAGAACAUAGUUGCUGUAGCUGCUGGCAUUGUGGAUGGUUUGGAACUUGGUGACAACAGCAAAGCAGCCGUGAUGAGAAUCGGUUUGAUGGAAAUGAUUUCUUAUGCAAAAACAUUUUAUCCUGAAUCAAAACUCACAACAUUCUUUGAGAGCUGUGGUGUGGCUGACCUCAUCACUACCUGUUACGGUGGCAGAAACAGAAAAAUCUCAGAAGCUUUUGUUAGAACAGGAAAGUCAAUGGAGCAAUUGGAGAAAGAAAUGUUAAAUGGCCAACGUAUGCAAGGUCCUCAAACUGCUGAAGAAGUACACCUAAUGCUGGGCAAUAAAGGAUACCUAGAGAAGUUUCCACUUUUAGUUGCAGUUCACAGAAUAUGCAUUGGAGAGCUAAAACCCAUCCAAUUGAUUGACUGUAUUCGUACGAUUCGUUCCCACUUUUAGUUGCUGUUCAUAGAAUAUGCAUUGGAGAAGUAAAACCCAACCAAUUAAUUGACUACAUCCGUACAUAGAAUGUACAGACGCACGAUUUUACAGUCAUUAAAUAUUGAAAUCUUGUCAGAAAGAUAAUUAUUUUGAACUUGUGUUUGUCCUACUAUUUAAUCCAGUCUAUGAGCUUUUUAUUAAAGCCACGUGCAAUUUUUAUGUUUGAAACUGAGUGCCACAUGUCAAAUCCUUUAUUAGUUACCAAUGUUUUUCACUUUUUUUUUACUACUUGACCUGAAUUCCAGCGUAUGUGUGUGUUUCAAAAUAAUAAUAGUAAAUAAUAAUUUUUAAUAGUUAACUACAUAUUUUAAUAGCUAUUAGAAUUGUUGAUGGUAUUUAUUGUUUAGCUUUGAAAUGAAAGUAACUUUUUCUAAUUAGAAGGCCUGCUAUGAAUAAUUUAAACAAAUUUUAUCGAAUGUGUUUGUUAAUUAAUAUAGUUUAUAAACAUUUAACUAUACCUUUGCCAACUCUACUGUUAAUAACUGUCAACUCUGUCGGAUUUUGCCAGUUUCUCCUGGUUUAACCCUAAAAAGUUUAUAACCAUUAAUUCUACUAUUGCCAACUCUACUGUUAAUAGCUGUUAACUCCAGUGAAUUUUGCCCGUUUCCCCUGGUUUAAAUCUAAAUGUUUUGGUUGAUUAAUAUAUAUUUUAUAGACGUUUAUUAACUCUUAACAUUUCGAAUUCUAUUAUUAAUAGCUGCUAACUUUACUGGAUUUUGACAGUCUCUCUUGGCUUAAUCUCAAAUUCUUUUUUUUUCUCUGUAGUUUUGAAAAUUUUCAGACCUGUUGAAAUUCUCUAGAAAAAAUAUUCUUGUUAAAAUAAAUUUCUACUCGGUUUAUUGUUUUCUUGUUUAUUACUGAUAAUUAUAGAUAUUAAUAUUAACCAUAAAAAUCAUUAAAAUUGUCUGUGUUUAAAAUAUUGUAGGUUUUAGGUAGGCAAUAAUUGAUGAACGAUAUAAAUAUUUAUAUUUUAUUAAAGUUAACUGGAUUUUUCCUUUUCAUGUUGGCAGCUUUAACUUUAUUCAUAAAAAUUAUUAUAAUAUCAAUUAUAAUAAUAUUAAUUAUAAUAAUCAAAAAUGUAAUUAUAAUAAUAUAAUAUAAAUAUUAUUAUCUUUUUUCAAACAAGAACACUUAUCUGGUCUGGAUGUAGGGUUGAAGUCAUCUCUUAAUCAAAACGGGUCUAUUAGAGUAUUUUUUUUUUUUAAAACAUAUCACUGUCUUUUUUUCUUUUUUUUUAAAUUAUGUAUUUUUGUUUCGACUAAUUUAGAUAUAUUGUUCAAAUUUGCAUGAGAGUUCUAAACAUUUGCUAGCAUACUUUAUCUUGUCCACUACCUUCUCAAUUUUUGUACAAAGUGUAAAUUGCAGUUACGUUUUUCUAAAAUUAUUCUUGUUGCCGAUUUUUAUGACUUUUCUGUUUCAAAUUACCUUUGUAAUAACUGACUAAAGAUAACACAUUUCUGCUGAAUGCAUUGCUUCCCCACCUUUGAACCCAUUACUUGUUGCUGAUUGUAGUUUUCUAAUUUAUGUAUACAAUUUUCAACUUUUUUAAGAAUUACUAUAAAUGACAUGCAUAAUAACUGUUGUAAAGACAACAUGUGACAUUUUCUGCUAAUCAUCAACAAAAUGUUUUCUUUUUCGAUUGUUGAGUCCAUUACUUGUUGAUAACUUAGCGGUAAAUUUUUAAUUUCUAAUUGUUGUGCUUUAUUUAUUCAUUGUAGGGAAAUGCAUAUUUUUAUUGUCCAAAAUGAAUACUUGUAAGUAACUGACUGCCAAUAUUUUACUAUAAGUUUAUUUUUUUAUGUUGAUUUUUCUGAAUGUUAUGAACAGAGAUUUAUUUUUGGCCAUGAAUCAUUUGAUAUAAUUUUGUGGAAUGUUUUAUAUUUAAUAAUUUUACAUGGGCAGUUAUUUUUAUUUUAUAUUUAUUUUGCACUUCAUAAAUCAUCUUCUUAAAUUUUAAUCAAUCAGGUAUAACUUAUCUCUAAAACCGCAUGCAUGACAAAAAUAACAUUCAAAUUAAGUUAGUGUUCUUAAUUCAUUCCGUUUUUUCAAAAUAAAAUUAUUUUGGUUUGUUUUAAUAUUUGUGUUUUGCUAAUGACUAAAAUUUAGGAAACAUUUCUAAAUAAGUUACUGACAUUAGCAAGAGGAUAACUUUUAACAUGACAAGAGGAUAAUUUUUGUUUUUAAAAUCUUAAAAAGUAAUAUUUAAAAUUAAAAUUCAUUUCCAUUUUUUUAAAUAAUUAUAUUUUUUGCAAUUGUUUGUUUUAUUUAUUUUUUUGUUUAAAAAAAAUUUAUUCCCAAUUCUUGAAGAAGACAUAAAAAAGUAAUUUACUGAUAUUGGUACAUAAGUAAUUGUGAUUUAAUUGUAUGUACUGUGUCUACUAUUUAAGCAAAAUACUAUAUAUGUUGGACAGGUUUUUAUUAUCACACAUUAUCUAUAAAUAAAUAUUGUUUUCUUUAGGUUGAUUUGAUUUAUUUAAACGGAAUUGAUAAUGGUAUAUAAUUUGUGUUUUAUGAUAUAGAAGCAUCUUCCCGUUUCAUUUUAAAUAACUAAUAGUUUUCAAUAGAAGAAAUUUGAUAAUAGUUAUUUUAGCUAUUCAAUUUUUAGAGUUUUUAUUAUGUAUUUUUAAGUUAUCUAUUUGAAAUUAUCUUAAGAAUAAUAAACUUUUUAGCAAAUACCUAUAUUCUUUUAGGUGUUAAAAAAAUUCAUUCCUCAUACAUAGGCGGUGAGAUCUGUAAUGCUGAUUAUUAUUUAUUGAUUUUAAAUUUGUCUGUAAUUUUCCCAUUGCAAAUCCAUCCAUCCAUUUUUGAACAGCGAAUUUGUUGGCUAGUAUGUAGUUUGUUUACCAAUAAAAAUGCUCAUGCCCUU